AUGGGUAUCGCGCGAGAGACAAAAAGAAGGCGGCUCUCGCCUUCUGACGAUGAGAAUGCCUCCGCAGCCCCGAAAUCAAAAACAUCGUCCUCGUCGACCGUCCAAAAGCAGUUCUUCAGCCGGGCUGCAGAAUGGGAUCUAGAACAGGACUACGAGCGAAGGCCCAGGAAGGGCAAAAACAAGAAAGACCGGGAGAAAACUCGUUUACCAAUCAAAACGGCCGAGGGGGUGGUGCACGUCGAUGAACCCGAAGACGCAGCAGCGGCGAGUGAAUCAGAUAGCUUCCUUGACACGGAUUCAGAGGAUGAUAAGGCCGAGGGAGAUCGAAAUGCAGGAGCAGAAGAAGAAGAAGAACAAGCCGAGGCAGCGCCGAAAAUCCCCCUGAAGCUUCAGAUUAUACAGGCAAAGGAAGAAAUGGCUAGGAUUGCGACGUUGAUAAACGAAGACCCCGAAGAGCAUAUCGGGUUAUUCAAGAGACUGGCGGAACUCGUGGACAAGGCCCCCACGCAUGUUGCAAUCAAGAAGCUCGCACUUGCUACACAGGCCGCGGUUUUUAGGGAUGUCAUUCCAGGCUACAGAAUCCGCCCUAUUGGCGACGAAGUCAACAAAAAUGAGAAGCUCUCGAAGGAGGUCCGACAGCUACGUGGCUACGAGCAGUCGUUACUAUCGUCCUAUAAGCACUAUGUGCAACAAUUGACAAGUCUCUCAAGAGGCAGCAGUCGUGGCGGCAACGAAGACAAUGCUGCUAACAGCAUACGCACCGUCGCAAUCAACUGCGCAUGUAAUAUGCUUCUCGCCGUACCGCACUUCAAUUUCCGAACCGAAUUAUUGAAAAUUCUCGUUAACCGGCUUUCGAAACGCCGAGUUGAUGCCAACUUCAUCAAAAGCCGAGAAACCAUGGAAGAAAUCUUUGCCAAGGACGACGAUGGGAUCGUCUCGCUUGAAGCAACGAGUCUAUUGUCGAAAAUGAUGAAGGCAAAAAACUUCAACGUUCACGAGUCAUGUCUCAACACCUUUCUGCAUCUUCGUUUAUUAGCCGAGUUUUCUUCCAAGGGCUCGCGUGAUCGUAUUGACCGUCGCGACGACGACGACGAUGACGACAGCUCGUUUCAAGGCAAGAGAAAACGGAAGAACAAGAAAGAAUUCCGCACAAAGAAGGAACGCAAGCUAUUGAAAGACCGCAAGGCAGUUGAAAAGGACAUGCGCGAAGCGGAUGCAUUGGUCAGCCACGAAGCGCGCGAGAAGAACCAGGCAGAAACAUUGAAGCUAGUCUUUGGCACAUACUUUCGAAUCCUCAAAUUGCGAACGAACACCAAGCUCAUGGGAGCCGUGCUGGAAGGGCUGGCCAAGUACGCACACUUGAUCAACCAGGACUUCUUCGGCGACCUCCUCGAGGCUUUGAAAGAGCUCAUCACCCAGCUUGAAGUUGAAGAUGUUGCCGAAGGAGACGAGAAAGAUAGCGACGACCAAGAGAACGACGCAGCAGACGGUGACGAUGAGCUGAUCAUUUCAAGACAAUCCACUCGGCAAAUCCUCCUCUGCACAAUCACCGCAUUCGCACUUCUCGAAGGCCAGGAUGCCAGCAAGGCCGCUUCGUCUCUGCAUCUCGACUUGAGUUUCUUCGUCACGCACCUUUAUCGCGCUCUGUUCCCGCUCUCCAUCAAUACCGAUAUCGAAUACAACCCGGAGAAGUCACUCCGACUCCCCGAUCCAGGCACCUCCAAUCACGACAACAACAAUAACAACAACGACCAGCACAAACGCAAAAACAAAGUCAACUUCCAAACCCCCAUGGUCCUCCUCCUUCGCUGUCUCCAAUCAACCCUCCUAACCCGCACCCACGGCAUUGCACCCCCAAUCCGUCUCGCGGGCUUCACGAAGCGGCUCAUGACAACCUCGCUCCAACUACCCGAAAAAUCAUCCAUAGCCUUGCUCGCUCUCCUCUCCAAAGUUGCCAAGCAGCAUGCACGCAAAAUCGCGCCUUUGUGGAACACUGACGAGCGCAAAGGGGAUGGUGUUUUCAAUCCUGUUGCGGCGGAUGUUGAGAAGAGUAAUGUCUUUGCGGGCACCGUGUGGGAAGGCGAGUUGUUGAGGUUGCAUUAUUGUCCUGAGGUUCGUGAAGCGGCGGUGGGGAUUGAUAAGUUGAUUGCUUCUAUGUGA
Molecule: messenger RNA, 2160 nt
Organism: Talaromyces atroroseus
Lineage: Eukaryota; Fungi; Ascomycota; Eurotiomycetes; Eurotiales; Trichocomaceae
Exons: 1
Coding region: 1-2160 (719 amino acids)
Biological process (GO): DNA replication initiation
Cellular component (GO): nucleolus
Molecular function (GO): chromatin binding
Source: RefSeq, a predicted model, not a curated record